GACCCCUGGUAGGCUGGUACCCCUGGCACUGGCACCUCAAGCAAGAGGGAUUGGGGAAACACUGAGCCGACCUCUUUACUCAGAAGUCACGCGCGGACACAAACACAAACAAGCACUAGUACACAGAAUCACAGAUGGUCGCGAGCUGCAACGAACAAGUGGAGUUUGCUGAAGAUGAUGAUGGAGGGAGGAGGAAGGCGUGGGAGAAGGUCGAGAAGGUUACAAACUCUUUUGCCCGUGCGCGCAACACAUCGUCUUCGCAACACCAUCUCUUUCUGGUACUGCGACUUGAAGAUCACUGCCUUGAACGAGCCUCUCUUUUAUUUUGGUCGUAAAUAUGCAAGGUGCUUACGAGGUUGGUUUUCGAUGGGGAUUGGUUUUAGCCUGAUGGCAUUACUGGCAGUUUCUCUGAUUGUACUAUGGGAAUUGGCCAGAACUUUGAAUCUCUACCGUGGAAACAUUGAGCUUAAGAAUUUCUGGAAUGAACUCCUAUUUGGUUUAUCCCCUUGGGUUUCUGGUUUGGGAAUGUCACUCAUGGAUGCAGUCUAUUUGAUAAUCUCGACUUUGAUAUCUGUGGUUGUUCAUGAAUUUGGCCAUGCAAUAGCUGCUGCAAGUGAGGGCGUGAAGAUCGAAUACAUUGCCUUAUUUCUUGCAGUUCUGUUUCCUGGAGCUCUGAUUGCUUUCAACUAUGAAUGGCUUCAGAGUUUGCCUCCCUUUGCUGCACUUCGCAUAUAUUGUGCUGGUAUUUGGCAUAAUGCAGUGUGUUGUGCAGUUUGUGGAUUGGCAAUGUUCCUCCUACCUUUGAUAUUGUAUCCUCUUUAUAUACAUGGCAAAAGUCCCAUGGUUUUGGGCUUGUCCUCCGCAUCACCUUUGUCUGGUUUUCUAUCACCCGGUGAUCUCAUUGUGUCAUUGGAUGGCUUGGGUAUCCAUGACCCUGAAGAAUGGAUGGAAAGGAUUGCUUUAAUCCACAAGGAUUCAUUUCUAAACUCAAAUUACUCCAAAGAUUCUAGAAGCUUACCAGUGCAUGGUCGCAGAAAGGGAUAUUGUGUCGCUGGUUCUUUGUUGGAAGACGUCAACAAUAUUCUACUAAAAGAUGACCAAUUUGAUUGCCCCAAUGAACUUGCUGCAUUUGUUAAUGUUCCCUGCUUUAAUUCAAGCUUUUUAGAUGAUGGAAGCAGUGGAAAUAGUCUCCAUCAUGAACGAGAGAGUAGGCACUGCUUGACUGCCAAGGAUGUUGUGAAACUUGAAAAAUGUGGGGAUGGAUGGCCAGCAAUUGAGACCGGAACAAGCAGUUGUGAUUGUUCUCAGAAUGAGUCCUGCUUGAUGCCCAGUCAGAUGUCAGGUAUGACAUGGGUUGAGAUAACAUAUUCAAGCCCUUAUUCUCCCGAGUGCUUGCAGCAAGGAGGAAAUUCUUCAGCAAAUCAUGGAGGUCCUGAAUCUUCAGCAAGUAAUUGUGGUGGGACUUUUGUUUUUGUUGGAGAUGUGCUCUCCAUGGGACAUUCUGUUCAGUUAACUGCGUACCAAUUUCGUUGGGGAUUCAUCUUAGGCGCAUAUCUUCCACAAAUGCUGGAGAAGAUACUUGCCUGCACAUUCAAUGUCUCUCUAGCUAUUGCUCUUCUCAACAGCCUGCCGGUGUUUGCUUUGGAUGGUGAAUCUAUUUUGGAGGUGACUCUUUUCUUCGUCACUUUCUUGGGCCCAAGGAGAAGGGGAAGAGUUUUGCAAGUAUGCCUCUGGGUAGGCACCCUUUUAUCCAUCCUUGCCAUCUCAAGGAUACUCUUUUCCAUCCCUUUUUAGGUCAAAGGCCUUUGUGUUGGAAUUGGGAGGUACACUCGUGUCAUCGUGGAGAAUCUGAGUCUCUAUUACUAAUGUCUAUUCCGGAGUCUACAGUUAAUUGUGCCUUGAUUUUUAUGAGCAUGGGGUUCCCUCUCAAGGGACUUUGAUGGCAUCCCAAUAGCUGAUGCGGUGGGGGCUGCACUGCGCGUUCUAUAUUUUGAUCGCGGUAUUGGAUGCUAUGGCAAUUUAUUUCAUUGUAAAAUUUUCCCCGCAAAUGGUAUUUACAUGAAAAUUUUCCUCCAUGUACAAUUUUCCCAUAUUUUCCUUAUCCACUUUUUCACACGAAACAAACUGAGAAAUGAAACUGAAGUCUGAGCAUUUUCCUUCGUAA
Messenger RNA from Macadamia integrifolia, 2164 nucleotides. RefSeq names its product membrane-bound transcription factor site-2 protease homolog. The transcript is spliced from 11 exons. Gene Ontology annotation, molecular function: metalloendopeptidase activity. The record is from RefSeq and is a predicted model, not a curated record. Gene Ontology annotation, cellular component: membrane; cytoplasm. The coding region runs from base 175 to 1794 and encodes 539 amino acids. NCBI's taxonomy places the organism in Eukaryota, Viridiplantae, Streptophyta, Magnoliopsida, Proteales, Proteaceae. Gene Ontology annotation, biological process: regulation of response to endoplasmic reticulum stress; membrane protein intracellular domain proteolysis.